AGAAGGCCCAAUGGACUUGGAAAAAUUCCGCCAUGGCUGAAACCCUUUGGAUUCUAGCCUUCUUCUCCACUUCCCAAAUUCCAAGCUUUGCAAUUUCCACCAUUGCCGAAUUUCCCACAUAUUUAACCACACAAAUCUCAUGUCAAUUAUUUAAUUAUGCAAUCCACUUCAAUCCCCUCUUCCUGGCACACUUGCUGCUGCCACUAUCCCCUUCCCAAUAGCCUCUCCCACCCUCGGAUUCCCACCAGCAUCCCCCUCAACUCCCGCCCUCGCAAUUCCCAAUUCACGAAUCACAACCUCGUCGCGCUCACCUCCACGCACAGCUGCUGCAAGGAGCAGGAGAGCAGCAAGCACAAGUUCAACAAUCGAGAGAACAGCGAGUUCCUCCACGGAUUCCGCUCUUCCAUCGAGGAUCAGGAGCCUAAUUUCGAGGAGGAGGAGCGGGGAUUUGAGGCGGAUACUUCUUCAGGCAUUUCGUCGAGCAUGGGGUGGGCUGAUUUCAAAGCCGCGCUAGGGCAGCGGAUCAAUUUCGAAGGCAUCGCUUGCUCCGUUGGGAUUUUCUCGAAGGAUAAGCAGUUGUCGAUUCCGCAUGUUGCCGUGCCGGAUAUCCGAUACAUUGAUUGGGUUGAGCUGAAAAAGAGGGGUUUUCAAGGUGUGGUUUUUGAUAAGGAUAACACUAUCACUGUUCCUUACUCUUUGAGCUUGUGGGCGCCUCUUGCGCCUACGAUUGAGCAGUGUAAAUCUCUGUUCGGAUCGAAUAUCGCUGUGUUCAGCAACUCUGCGGGGUUGUCUGAGUAUGAUCCUGAUGGUAGAAAGGCAAAAGCCCUCGAGGAUGCAAUCGGCAUCAAAGUCAUAAGGCACAAGGUGAAGAAGCCAGCAGGAACAGCUGAAGAUAUCGAAAAUAGCUUUGGUUGUGAAUCCUCUAGACUUAUUAUGGUUGGUGAUCGGCCUUUCACGGAUAUUGUUUAUGGGAACAGAAAUGGUUUUUUCACAAUACUAAGUGAACCGCUUAGUCAUGAAAAGGAGCCUUUGAUUGUGAAGCAGGUGAGGCUGCUUGAAGUGGCCCUUAUUAAACGGUGGUCCAGUAAGGGUAUAAUGCCUGUCAGUCACAAGCUAUUUCCAGACCCAGCAAAGUGUGUUAAGGAUGUACCCAUCUGAAAAUUCUCAUUAAUAAUGAAGAAAAAGAUCAUUCAUUCUUUA
This is a messenger RNA of Salvia hispanica, 1200 nucleotides long. Its product is annotated as haloacid dehalogenase (HAD) superfamily protein. Gene Ontology annotation, cellular component: cytoplasm. Lineage: Eukaryota; Viridiplantae; Streptophyta; Magnoliopsida; Lamiales; Lamiaceae. The record is from RefSeq and is a predicted model, not a curated record. Gene Ontology annotation, molecular function: phosphatidylglycerophosphatase activity.